AUGUCGACUGACCUUGCGGACCUCGGCAUGACCACCUGGCUUGAGAGUUGCCAAGAUCGUCCCGGCUGGAGACGAGUUGCGAGUAGCACUCCGCCGCCACAGCCCGCUCCUGAUCCUCUUCUCUGUUAUGGUGACACACCAUUACAUAUUGCAGCACUGAUUGGUAAUGUUUCCGUAGCAGAUUAUCUACUUAAUUCUGGACAUUCGUUGGAACCAAAGAAUGAUCAUGGUAACACACCAUUACAUGAGGCAGCAGAGAGAGGUCAUGUUUCUGUAGUAGAAUAUCUUCUCACUUCUGGACAUUCGUUGGAACCAAAGAAUAAUGAAGGUGACACACCAUUACAUGUUGCAGCAGAGUAUGGUCAUGUUUCUGUAGUAAAAUAUCUUCUCACUUCUGGACAUUCGUUGGAACAAAAGAAUAAUAUUGGUAGUACACCAUUACACCGUGCAGCAUCCGGAGGUCAUGUGUCCGUACUAGAAUAUCUACUUAAUGCUGGACAUUCAUUGGAAGCGAAAGGUCCGGAUGGUAACACACCAUUACACUAUGCAGCAUGUCAUGUUUCCGUAGCAGAACAUCUACUUAAUUCUGGACAUUCGUUGGACCCAAAGGAUAAUGGUGGUGACACACCAUUACAUGAUGCAGCACGGAGAGGUCAUGUUUCCGUAGUAGAAUGUCUUCUCACUUCUGGACAUUCGUUGGAACCAAAGAAUAAUGAUGGUAAGACACCAUUACAUAUUGCAGCACGGGAAGGUCAUGUUUCCGUAGCAGAUUGUCUACUUAAAUCUGGACAUUCGUUGGAACCAAAGGAUGAUAGUGGUCGGACCCCAUUACACACUGCAGCAUGGAAUGGUCAUGUUUCCGUAGUAGAACAUCUACUUAAUUCUGGACAUUCGUUGGACUCAAAGGAUAAUAUUGGUUACACACCAUUACAUGAUGCAGCACGGCGUGGUCAUGUUUCCGUAGUAGAAUGUCUUCUCACUUCUGGACAUUCGUUGGAACCAAAGAAUAAUCAUCAAGAAACUCCAUUGCACGUAACCUGUAGCUUUGGCACGCCGGAGGUUAUAGAAUUUCUGCUUCAAAAGGGUUCAGAUCUUUUUGCCUUGAGAGAGGACAACAGUACAUGCCUGGACUCUGCAGUAGCAAGUGGUGACAGCGAUUACGCUGAGCCUGCGGCUAGACUACGGGCAAUUAUCCGCCAUCUUGAGAGCAAGUAUCCAGAGAAGCAGGAGAAGGUAAUGGAAAUUGUUCGACAUGCCGCUGACAAGGAGACCGCUGUGCCUCGAAACCGUCGUUUUCUUCAGACUUACCUUCAGCUGGAGGAAUUUUAUUCCGAAGGCCAAGUGCACGCUAACACGCUAGUUGUUCUAGUUAGCGGGGAACAACUUGUUGGGAAGUCCACACUAAUCAAGACAUUGAGAAAAGAAGAAAACAAUGGCACAUCAAACGACUCGAAACGAACCCGAGGCAUCCAGAUGUCCAACUUCACUGAUGAGCGUGGUCAGCAUUUGCGUAUCAAAGAUCUCGCUGGGCAGGAUGCGUUUUCAGCGACACACGACAUUUUCUGCCUAUCCACAUCAGUACCAAGCCUCGGUCUUGCUGUUGUCAAUAGCAAAUGGGACGCGAAACUGAUGACAACAAGCAUAACCACCACAGCUGGUCGGUUUUUGAGCCGGAUGCCACCAACGGUAACAUCAGACCAGCCGUUCAAUGUCAUGAUAAUUGCGACCUUCCGCGACGAGAUCAAGAAAGAGGAUCAUGGAGAACUUGCUGCAAAGCUUGCCACAAGCUAUAGUAGUGUCAAGAAGGAGUUUGGUGAUAAACUCCACUUUCGAGGACGCUUUGCUAUCAAUGCCACCGUCAAUGACGCAGACUUCGAUCGCCUGAGAGUAAAACUUUCUGAGGUCUGCAGAGAUAUCCUGAGCAAAUCUCGCAAGCAACCCAAAGUGCUCGGCCAGGCAGAGGAAGUACUGGCACAACUUCAUCAAAACAUCCGAGAGCCAUUCUCAACAAAUCUGGAGUUCUGUCGACAGCUUUGUGCGGCUACCGCUGUAGAGUAUGAUGCCGAUUUCGAUGACGACGACGACGACGACGACGGCGACGUCCACGACGACGAGGACGACGAGGACGACGACGACGACGACGACGACGACGACGACGACGACGAUGAUGAUGAUGAUGAUGAUGAUGAUGACGAUGACGUUGACGAGGAGAACAGCAUCCACAUCGAACAAAUCCGUCGAUAUCGCAGGAUCCUCAAUGCCUAUGGUCUCAUUGUUUCUUUCUCAUCACCUGAGCUGGACGACAUCAUUGUUAACCGACCCAACUGGUUGCUAUCCACGGUCAUUGGUCUCAUUUUCGCACCACCUGGGCUAGACGAUGAAGAUAUGCUUCACUUCAAAGAUGGUGUUGCAAAGGUCCAGGACGUCCUGGCCAAGCUUAACCGCUGCGAGGGAGCAGAAGGUCAGGGCCCUCUGCUGCUGCAGAUGGUAGUACAGCUAGGUGUGUUGCUGCAGGAGAAAGAAAGGAUCCUGGCACCCAGCCGUCUUCCGACCGCUGACAACUGCCUCGGCUCACUGGCCAAGAAAGAUUCAUCAUCUCGGUCGGCGUGCGCAGGAGUCUCUUUCACGACUCAGCACUGCUUCUCCACUGCUCUUGUUAUCAGGCUGCAGACAGAGCUGUACGCCUAUUUCCACGAGCUUCACGGCAUUCCUGCUGAGCUCUGGAAGAAUCUGGUGGUAGUGGCUCCAGUCCAUUCCCCAGCCCGUGGUUGCAUCUCCGUCACGGACAGCCUGCGCCAAGCUGUCGCUGUUGUCCAUGCGCCAGUUGAAGAUACGCUAGAUGGCUAUUGUCUGCUGGCUCUGUUGCGAAAGGUGUUUGAUAGGCUGGCAACACAGUAUAGCCCGGGCACUAAUUACUCCACAAGCAUCAUCAGCUCUGCUUCCAUUCGUCAGCACCUCCACGAGCCAAGCGACAAGUUUGAUUUCGCUGUGUACAAUGCAGAGCAAGUCCGAUCGUCUGUAGCAACACAGGGUCAUCUCUCCACUAGCCACCGUUACGUUGAUCGUGCCCCGCUUCUUCUCGAAUGGCCAGUUAACCAUGCUUCACUGCUCUCUGCACAGUCCUUUGAGUCCGUCAGAGAAAGCCUUGGUGAGUCCGACCUGCCUGCACUGGCCACCUGCCUGGGCCUUACAUCAUCAUCUUCAUCAUGUGGGCACAGUAAUCAUCUACGCGCUGCAGCAGCAUUGGUCCACAGCUGGGCAGUUACCGACUACCAUCACACCUCGACCAAGCUUCACCAGCUGCUAGUGAAAUCACCGAACGCCCAGCGCUUUGCAAAGAUCUGCAACGUGCUACGACAGCAUGAAGAACUGCUGGCCACCGAUUUCCCGGACAUAUUCCGGAAGCGUCGGGUGCAAGUCGUCCAGCCGGUCUCCACCGGAGCUACUUCCUCCACUGUUCCACCAGACUUGUCAGAGAGCGUUCCUUCGAGCAGCCAGUCACACUCUGAUCAAGCCAGUCAGUCCACUGCCGCUCGCCAAGAUGAUGCUGGCCAUGCUGAGAAUCACGCUGCUCAUGGAAGCUGUGGAAUUUUCCUAUCCACUUCACCACUCCAUGCCAUGUGGAAAACGAACGAGCGCAUUGCAAACCUGUAUCAGGAGGAUGAAGCGGAGCUCUCUGAACAAACAGACUCGGCAGAGAGCGUUCCUUUCGCCAGCCAGUCACACUCUGAUCAAGCCAGUCCAUCCACUGCCGCUCGCCAAGAUGAUGCUGGGCAUGCUGAGCAUCAUGCUGCUCAUGGCAGCUGUGGUCUUGUCCUAUCCACUUCACCACUCCAUGCCAUGCAGUCAACAGACGAACGCAUUGCAAGCCUGCAUGAGGAAGAUGAAGCGGAGCUCUCUGAACAAACAGAGACGUUCUUGGAUAACCCAUUCAAGCAUGCCACCUUUAUUGAUGAUAUCCACAUCUGGCUGCAAUCACUAGGUGCUGCUGGCCUACGUAGCAAAGCACAGGGAUACGGCUUCUUUACGGAUUUUCCUCAGAUGAAAAGGCUUAUGAUCACUGAGAAGUACGAUGGUAACGAAGCCCACAACUGUGAGCUGCUGGAUAUCAUCAUGGCACAGGAACGUGUUGGCUACAUCAAGCUGUGCAAGAUCGUCAAGGGUUAUGGACAGUACACAACACGGCUUCAGCAGAUGAACAGUUUGCUGACGGAGAGUGAUCGAGUCUAAUCAGGUUACAGGUGACUACACUCUCUAACCAGGUCAUCGUUGUCAUGGUCACUGAGGCCAGAGUCGGAACAGUGUCUGAUGUUUUCCAUUAUCAAUCAGUAGUCAUGCUGGCUAGAAAUUUGCCAUUGUGGCAAUUUGUUGUUUACUACUUCACUUGCAUAUUCCAUGCAUGUAUGUAUACCAAUCCUUCACUUGUUUGCCUCAGUAUUGAAGAGCACUAUGGAUUUGUGGUUGUGUUCACUACGGCCUUCACUCGUCUUUUUUUAGUUUUUUUAAUGAAUGUGUGUGUGUGUAUGUGUGUGUGUGUGUGUAUUCGUAUGUGCAUGUGCACUUCUUGCCGCCUUCGGGAUUUGCCUAGCUAUUUUUGUAGCACAAAGUGCUUGUGUGUAAUGCCAUUUCGCUUGCUCUUCUUCGUCAUCAAUGAUGUCCAUGUGUGUGUUUUCCCUGAAGUUCCCGUUUGGCUUGCUUUUAGUACUACAACGUAACAGAAUACACUGUCAUGGUUGUUUGCAUGUUGCACAGUUCGACUUGUUUUUAUCCAUCAUUUCUGAUCACAACAUGCUUUGUGCAUUUCACUGCAGCUUCACUUGCUAGUCUUCAUCAUUACAUCAUGGAAAUGUAUGUGUGCGUGUGUGCAUUGCGAUGUCACUUGUUUUUUUACUUUAAUUUUUUACAACCCACAGUUUCCCUCUUUUUUACCCAUCAUUCCAGACCCCAGUGAGCUUUUUGUCAUUGUUAUUCCCUUGCCAGCCUACAUCACUACCGACCUGCAAUAUGAUUGCGUGGGUGUGUGUGCAGUGAUGUUUUCAUUUGUUUUCUGUGACAGCUACAGAACAUGAUGUGUGUUUGUGUACACUGCUGUUUCGCUUGUAUCAUUUCUUUAAUAUCACUACAGCACAGAAUAGGUGUGUGGGUGGGUGUGUGGACCGAUCAUGCACUUCAUUACUUUUAUCCAUGAUGUGAGAUCACAGUGUGGUCUUUGGGCAGCUCAUCACUGUUUUCGUUGCUUUUCACUGACAGCUGUUUUCGUUGCUUUUUCUCUGCCAGCUGUUUUCGUUGCUUUUUCAUUGCCAGCUGUUUUCGUUGCUUUUCAGUGCCAGCUGUUUUCGUUGCCGUUUUUUGUUGCUUUUCGCUUCUAGUAUUCUACAUGGUGGAGUCGGCAAUGUAUUUUUCAUGCUCUGCUGUUUUCUGACUUUGUUUUCUGUAUCAGUAUGGAACACACUUUGUCGGAACUGCACUUUGCUUUGUAUGCCUUCUUUUUUAAUUACAGCACAGAAUGUGUGUGUGUGUGUCUGCACUGAUCUUGCACUUGUUUUCCUUAUCAUUGCACAACAUGAUGCGUUUACACUUUACCAAGGUUUACACCAUGUACCACUGCUGUAAUUGCCUUGCCGGAUCAUUACGUCAUUACGUCAUUACGUCAUUACGGUACACAGCUUGUUAGUGUACUGUGCACUGUACUUUCGCUAUUUUCAUCAUCAUUAUUCGGAAGUCUUGUUUUUGUUAUCCAUACGGAGACCCGA
This is a messenger RNA of Sycon ciliatum, 5753 nucleotides long. RefSeq lists its product as uncharacterized. The transcript has 25 exons. The record is from RefSeq and is a predicted model, not a curated record. Bases 1 to 4230 code for a protein of 1409 amino acids. Gene Ontology annotation, molecular function: protein binding. Lineage: Eukaryota; Metazoa; Porifera; Calcarea; Leucosolenida; Sycettidae.